GACGGAAACUUGGUUGAAAAAAAUUUCCGGUUUGUUUGGUAAUCGAGGCAUUUAUAUUGAUGCACGGUGUCAAAACAGUGUAUAUGUGAUGUAGUAAUCAAUCCGUAUUCAUCCGUGCAGCAUUUGACAAUCGAUUUUAGAUUUUGAAUACGUUGACAGUGGAUGUGAUAUGGACGCGAUCAAGAUCGUACGAGUUAUUAUUUUCCUGGUUUCAGGGCAUAAUGUUUCUUCAUUGACUCUACAAACAGAAGACGUUAUCGUAAUAUUACAUAACGACAGCCGUAUCAUUCUUAACUGUACGGCUCAUAAGGAUGACAAUGAAGAAGUUUUUAAAAGUGAAAUCAAAUGGCAAAAACAAUCAGGGGAUGGAUUCAAAGAUAUUGCAACAUUCUUCCCAGAUGGAUACCCGAGAGAUUUUAUUGUAAAAGACAUGCAACCUGUUUACAAUAACAGAACAGAGCUCAUCGCACCAAACAACUCUAUUGCUGCUGUAAUGAUAAUAAAGGAUCCUAUCUGUAGUGAUGAAGGGACAUACCAAUGUUGGAUUGAUUACUAUUCAGAUAGUGAAAAAAAAUCUGAAAACAUUCGUUCCUUUGUUGAAUUUAAUGCAAAAGCUAAAGAGCCAGACGAGAUUUUUGCGUAUCCAAACGAUCUCAAAGAGAACGAGAACAUAAGUUUGACUUGUAGAGCUGAUGUCGGAAGUCCGAGGGGAUAUAUAAACAUUUGGAAAUUUUUAAAGAAUUCCCUUGACCCUGUGCUGAUAUACACAUCCAAUUCUAUAAACAAUAAAACAGAGAAUUGUACAGAGUACAUUAAUAUCACCACCACUCACACUGUGAUCAGGGACGAUAACGGUGCUUCAUUCCGAUGUUCAUCACAAAAUAACGUUACCCAAGGACCAGGGCCGAGUAAAAUUUCGCAGAAAAUUUCGGUAUUAUAUGGGCCUGACGAGACUACCAUCUCUCUGACACCUAACAAGUCCAUGUACACUGUCGGGGACCGUCUCACAAUUCAGUGUAAAACUGACAGUAACCCGCCAUCUACUAUCAAUUUGUACUUUCGGCCCAACGGUACAUCCGUUGAAAGACCUAUGGGGCUCACUGAGAACAAGCUAGAGUUUGACAGCCUUCAAGUUACGGAUUCUGGUACCUAUAUCUGCACGGCUGUCAAUAAAGUCGGAUCAAAUUCACCAAAUGCAACCACUCGUGUUUCUGUCUUUGUGAAAAGAUACUAUGGAUGCAGUCAGUGUAGGUAUAUCGAGAUAUGCCAACAGAAUUAUGAGAAGAUAGAGUGUAUUCCCAAUAAAUGGGUACCCACUGCAGUGGUCUUUAUGACACUAAGUGUAGCAUUCGCCGUCUCAUCAAUCGUUUUGUUCAAAACUAGAAAAAAAACACAAGAAAACAUAACAUCCAAACAUAUGAACAAUACAAGGUCCCAUCCAUAUGAUGCACCAGAAGACAAUGGUGGAGGAUAUGCGUCACCUUCAGAUUUUAACAGAACACAAGAAGCUGGGUGUUCUUCAUCGGAAAACAUUUGUGAUGCAUACUCCCAGUCUAAAGAUUUUAUCAAAAAGCAAGAACAUUCUUUGCUGUUAACACACCACAAUGAACCCGGUGGAUACACAACAACUCAGGAGAUGGUACAAUAUGCCGCGGUUCAGAAAAAGCCAACAAAAGAUCAAGUGUCAGAUGAAAACGUAUAUGACAGUGCUUGGAAUUCAGACCAUGUUUUCUUCAAAUUAAGACCAGAAUCCCAGGGGCCACAUCGCUCCCCUGAGCAACAAUAGCCAAUAAGAGCUGUAGACCAUCUUUAGAGUAUCAAAUACAAAAUAUCUAAACAACUUAGAAGAUUUUAUAUCUUGAGCUCCUUUUGUUGUUUCAGCUUUAGAGAGUAAGAUUUUUAAAGAUUUUUUUUCUAUUAAUUCAUUUCCAUUGUGGCCCAACCUCAUCCCUGUGGAUCAUUAUUUGAACAAAUUUAAAUUUACACUACCUGAUGAUGCUUCACCACAAGUUUUAACUUUCUGGCCAAUUUGUUUCUCAAGAAGAUUUUUAAAGAUUUUCUCUACAUAAAUCUUGUAAAUAUUUCACACACACACCCCUUCCGUUGUGGCCCCACUCUAUCCCCGGAGAUAAUAAUUUGAUUAACUUGAAUAUACUUUACCUGAGGAUACUUCCACUCAAGUUUCAUCUUUUCUGGCCAAAUGAUUUUAGCGAAGAGUUUUGAAAAAUACCAAU
Molecule: messenger RNA, 2234 nt
Organism: Magallana angulata
Lineage: Eukaryota; Metazoa; Mollusca; Bivalvia; Ostreida; Ostreidae
Exons: 8
Coding region: 170-1786 (538 amino acids)
Biological process (GO): cell-cell adhesion
Cellular component (GO): cell-cell junction
Molecular function (GO): cell adhesion molecule binding
Source: RefSeq, a predicted model, not a curated record